UUACGGCUGCGGCUAUAAGUGACACGAGCAACUCGAGGAGCGCUGGCGCAGCCAGUUGAUUUGGACACAGUUUCAUGACGUCACCAAGUAGCCGCCAUUUUUAACAUUUUACAGGACCGUUCCAGCCGAGAAAGAUCUGAAUUUAGUCGGCAAAGUCUCCGCCUCCAUCAGGAAAUAUCACACCAACUUGAGGUUGAAAUAUGUUGCACGAGUUACUUCUGUCUUUGAGUGGAUUCCCGGGAAGCAUAUUUGUUAACGGAGAAAACGGAACUAUAAAGGUGGUUCCAGAUAUACCGUUUCUUCACCGCAGCGAGGUGUCUAUUCUGAACAGGUUGUGCAUACUUGGAACACACUACAGACGCUUCAGAGAAUUUAUCAAGGAAUAUAGCGGCUCGCCAAGUAGCUCAUUAGAUCCAUCCAGAGAUGCUCCAAAAGAUCACCUCAAACUUAGAGACGGUCUGUACCUUCGAGCCUUCUGUGCUGGUCUGGACAAAGUGUUGGAUCCGUAUAGGAAAGAGUUACUUCGGCUCGAACAGGAGAUCCUGUUAGACCCACACUUGACACCAUGCCACAUCCAGGAGGUGCUAGAGCCAUAUCAGCUGCUGUUCCCCGACCUGUGGGCAGUUAUAGAGCAGAUCCGGUACCAGAGGGGACAUGGAGGCCACAUCCUGGAGAUAGUGCACCAACACUGUAAUUGCGGCAAGCCAAUGGUGAAAGAUGCAUUUCAGAAGAUUCUGUUUGUGUGCCACUGCGUCCUGUACCGUCAAGUCACUGCCUGGCUGCUUCACGGCAUGCUCCUGGACAGACACAGUGAAUUCUUCAUCCAUAAGUCGGCCGUUUCCAGCCUGGUUGAGAGACAGUAUGACGAUGAUGAUCUUGGUAUUGGUGGGGUGACUGGAAGACAGAUGAGGGAGGUCAUGCAACUGAAUGAAGACGGAAGACUUCCAGAGCGGCCAGCCCACACCCUGUACGCCAUCAGGCCCGCCAUGCUGCCUAGCUACAUCCCAGUACGAGUGGCUGAGAAGAUCCUCUUUGUCGGGGAAUCGGUUCAGAUGUUUGAGAAUCGAAAGCAGACUGUGGCUUCUAAAUACACAGACUCGGUGUUGGGAGACAAGGAGGACAUAUUUGCGAGCAGAUUCCACCAGCUGAGGCAAGAACCACUCUUCUCCAUCAAGAACUUCGAAGAUGCCAUCGAUGGAAUCCGAUCCUGUGUGGCCGAGCACCUGUGGAGGUUAGUGGUUGAAGAAUCAGAUCUUGUAGGCCAGCUGCACACACUCAAGGACUUUUUCCUCCUGGGAAGAGGAGAGCUGUUCUUAGCCUUCAUCGACCAUGCCCAAAACUUGCUGAAAACUCCGCCCACCUCCACGACCGAGCAUGAUGUCAACUUGGCCUUUCGUCAAGCUGCUCACAAAGUUCUCCUUGAAGACGACACAUCCCUGGGCCAAGUGCGACUGACCGCAACUUCUAAGACUCCGAUAAAGGGUGCCAGCAAAAAGUCGGAGGCCGCCCCUCAGUCUAAGAGCAGUGGAGACAUUGGUUGGAACUGCUUGGGCAUGACGUACAAUGUACAAUGGCCACUACACACACUCUUCAAUGCUGCGGCUUUGGAGAAAUAUAACACCCUGUUCCGUUUCCUGUUGAGCAUCAAGCGCGUCCAGCUGGAACUGCAGCAGUGCUGGGCUCUCCAGAUGCAGCGGAAGCAUGCCCCCGCAGAGCAGUCGGAUGCCAGCAAGUGGCGGCUGCGAUCGCACAUGGCCUUCCUGGUGGAUAAUCUACAGUACUACUUGCAGGUGGACGUUCUGGAGACUCAGUUCACCCAACUGAUUGACAAGAUUAGCAGCACCAGGGACUUUGAGGCAGUACGGCUGGCCCACGACCAGUUCUUAACCUCUCUCCUGGGCCAGUGUUUUCUGCUCAUGAAACCAGUGAGCCACUGUCUGAAUGAAAUCAUGGAGCUGUGUCACUCAUUCGCUGUCUUACUGAUUACACACGCAGCCAGCAUGACGGACAGAGAAGUGACCCACAUGGACAAACUAUCACAGGGCUUUAGCCGGCAGUCCUCGCUCCUGUUCAAAAUCCUAUCCAGUGUGCGCAGCCACCAUCAGGCAAGCCCCCACCUCAGCCAGCUGUUACUCAGACUGGACUUCAACAAGUACUACAGCCAGGCAGAGGGAGCUCUGGCACCUUGACGGACCCACACUAGGCCAACUGCGGCAGAGACCAGAGGAGGUUUGUAUAUAAUGCACAGUGAAGUGGUGAUGUAUCCCAGGGUAUGACCAGUGUGAGAUGAGGGGAUGAAGAGAAUUCUACGCAACGUCCAGUGGAGGCGAAGCAGUGACCAAACUGCUGGGACUUAUUGUUCGUAGCUCACAAGGCAGGAGUUUCUUCCGCAGUGGCUUUAUGUUAGCCCCAGGUUGGGUGUUAGUACAGUAGGCAAAAGACUUCAUGAUGAAUCCUUUAGAAAAAAAAAUUGUGGUCAAAACCCUGAAAUUUGGUUAAAUCCUGAGGAAUCACAUCCCAUGGAUACUUACCCCUAGGGCUGGAUACUACAAGUCCUUGAAGUGACUUCAUUAAAAGUACGCCGUUAGAUUUAAGCUACCUUCUCACAUAUAGUGCACUUAAUAGUGUCUGCAUGCGUAAGCUUGCAAUUUGCAAACAUCCACCGUGACUGUCCAAGAAUAUCAGGAUCCACAUGAGACCUUAACCCUAACCCUCCUCAAUCCUUCACCUGUUGGAGGACUGAGGAGUGUUAAGAUGAGAAUGGAAAGGCCAAUUUAAACUGCUAGGGAGUUGCAACACUGUGCAUGCAUACCUGGCUGUUGUGCAUCGACUCGCCCAACAGGAAGAUAAUGAGCAGAAAUUUACAUCCAAAGGAAUGGCUGGAAUACAGGAAGAGAUGGAAUGCAUUAACAGUUCAAGGAUUUGGGGCUUUUCAAGCAGUUUUAUUACCAUUAAAAUAAGCUUUGAUUUCCAAUCUAUCUAAAGCAUCUUUCACACAACAGUCAUUUAGACAGCUCCCAUUUUUGAAGAAUGCACUGAACCAGACAUUUUAAAAAUGCCGCCUUCGAUUCCUACUGCAAGAUAACUAGUGUGGUUAGGGUUCAUUCAUCACCUAAGGAAAGCAUCUACAUGUACUUGCUUGCACGCUAAUGUUCAUCAGUUCCCACGUGCAGUGGUUCAGUAUUCCAUGCUAAAAAAAAUUAGGAGUUGAAGAAGGCAGAUCUUGGAACUGCAUAAAUUAAUGCUUCUGGUUGCUUCAGUGCACCUGCCUCUAACCUUGUUGCUCGUGUACACAUCAGUAGUGUUCAUGCCACUUUGUGUGAAGUUUGCCGUUUUUUAUGCGCCACAAUAUCUCUGAAAAAAUAUCCAAAUGCCAUUUGUGCGCCCAGACACUACCAACACAAUUGAGCCUAAUUCAGCACUUCAGUUUAUAAUGUGAUACUUUUACUUAGCUGAGUUUUACAUGUAUUCCCAAGCUUAUAAUGGGAACAGAAAGUUCCAAAUCCUGAAUAUAUUAAGGGAAAGAGUAACCUCUUUGAAUGCCCAGAGUGUUAUUGAGAUUUUGGAAUGCCUGUACAGUGUACAUCCCCAAAGUAUAACAUGAUCUACUUGGAAGACCAUUUUCAGAUCAGACACAAGUGCAUGUAAAAUGGCACGAAGUAUAAUGUGUAAAGUGGAUGGGGAGAAAUUCAUGCAAAACCAAAUCACUUGCACACUAUACAUCACCUAUGCAACUUACCUAUGCAAAAGAAUCACUUGUGGUCAAACUGUGUUUUUGAGUUCACAGAUGUACCUAUGAAUGGUGAAUGUUUUCUUGGUAGAACAAAGGACCUUAUUUAUACUUUUGCAAAGCUUGUUCAAUCUUGUUAAUUACAACUACUAAUUACAACUACUUACGGCUAAUUUGAAUUAAUAUGGGAUAAUGAAAAUUUCAUUUUCAUUGUAGUCAACUAGACUAAAGACAGUGAAACAACAACCUCAAAUGAAAAAUGUCUAAAAUUCUAUCAUUUCAAUAACUACUGUUUGAGUUUCAAAUAGUUGAUAGACUGUGUCUGUUGGAUAUCCAUUUGAGUUUUCAGGUGUUGUUUGUGGACGUCUGGCAGUUUUUGGCCUUGAGGCACUGCUGUGACAGUGAGUACAUACAUGUACAAGCAAUUAUUAUAAAUGACUUGACCCCACGAUCACCAACUUCAA
Molecule: messenger RNA, 4194 nt
Organism: Acanthaster planci (crown-of-thorns starfish)
Lineage: Eukaryota; Metazoa; Echinodermata; Asteroidea; Valvatida; Acanthasteridae
Gene: tubgcp4
Product: tubulin gamma complex associated protein 4
Biological process (GO): microtubule nucleation; mitotic cell cycle; spindle assembly
Cellular component (GO): microtubule organizing center; gamma-tubulin complex; spindle pole
Molecular function (GO): microtubule minus-end binding; gamma-tubulin binding
Source: RefSeq, a predicted model, not a curated record